CCAGAUACCAACAGCAGAAUUUUCUUGGAUUAUGUAUUAAUGUGUUUACAAGAUUUGUAUCCCUCUUUUUAUCUGCAUUAUAUUUUCGGUUGUUAGAGUUGUUCAGCGAAAAGGAAAUCCGAUUUCGGUAAGACUUGAGAAAAAUCGUAGUUCAGAUUUAAGGCGGUUCAGUAAGACCGACUGAUAAUUGAUUCAGCAAUGGUGUAAAUCUCCAUAAUUUUGUCAAAGCAGCACUGCUAGAUCAAGUUACUGUGAUUUUGGACCAAUCUGCCCUUUUUAGUGAAGAGGAAGAAUAUUAUACAGGAAAGGAUGAUUUGGAAGCAAAUGGACUGAUGAACAGACAGAACACUUGAUCUCUGUUCUCCGCAUUGGGGUUGCAUGCUCAGAAGAAUCCCCGGCAAACAGAAUGAAUAUAAAACAAGCUGCAAUGACUUGCAAUCGAUAAAAGACAAAUUUGUUGGUCCUAAAAUGCGAAAAGAAACAAACAAUGAUGCAGAGGCUAAGCAAUAACUCAGUAAGAUAUGAAGGUAUGCUAAUUUUCUUAUCUUGUCAGAAUAUUUGAAACCAUUUUACUUUCCAUUUGUUGGAAGAAGAUUGUGUUGGGAUUUGGCUAAAAACUGUUAAUGAUUUGUUUUUACGAAGCCAAUAAUAUAUAUUAAACCAAUUUCAGACGUGCUUGGAUGCUAGGAUAACGGAAUUCCAUUGUAUAGGUAAUCCAUGAAAACCAUAAGACAUACAGCCCUAAUGAAGUAACUUGGGUGUUCAGUAACUUGUAAGCUUUGCUCAUACUUGUUUCAUCAUACUUGACUUUACGCCUGAUAUAUUUCUGUGGAACUCGUGGAGUUUAAUUUAUAUUAUCCAAGUAGUGACCUUCCAUGCCUGGUAUAGCUAUGAGUGACUUGUUAGCAUAUUUCUUAAGAAUAUUUAGUUUAAUUUAUAUUAUCCAAGUAGUGACCUUCCAUGCCUGGUAUAGCUAUGAGUGACUUGUUAGCAUAUUUCUUAAGAAUAUUUUUCAGCAUAACUCAUUUCUUCAACUUGUCACCUUCGAUGAUGCAAGUGCAAGUUUAUCAUAUUCAUCCGUACAUCAUUUUGUGGAUAAACUAUUGUCAGAAGUCAGAAGUCAGAAGUCCGGAUGUGUGUUUAAACAAAGGAUUAAGUAUAAUAAGAUAGUUAUACAGAGGAAUGUAUUGACACUAUCAUGCAUGUUGAAGGAAUUCUCGAUACCAGAAGAAAGAUAUAUUUAUAUGCUACAAAUUCAAGAGUUGAAAACAUUUUAACUGGAAGUCAAUCAGUAACUACAAAUUACGACAACUUUGACAAGCACAAACAUGAGAUAGAACAUAAACAUCAUUAUUGUCUUAUGUGAUUUCUUGUAUAUUGAGAUUUGACCAUAUUCUUUAUAAUAGUAUCUGCGUCAGCUUAACUAGUUUCAUUAGUCAAUCAGUGAGAAGGGUAAGUAUCAGGCUUGCUUUAUAGGUGUACAAGCAUCAAUAACAUCUUCAUGCCAUUCUUACUUUCUCAAAUGGAGAUUUCUUUACUGAACCAAUGCAUGAUUCUUUUACUAUCUUUCUACUUCAUCGUUGUGCCACCCCUUGAUCUCUUAAAUUUGGAAUGUUUUGCUUCUGCGGCUAAACUUGGGAACAAUACAGACAAAGAUGCAUUGCUAAACUUUAAGUCUCAGAUUAUCGAAGAUCCCCUUGAAGUCUUGUACUCUUGGAAUGAUUCCAUUCAUUUCUGUCAAUGGACCGGAGUCAAGUGCAGUGUCAAACAUGAGAGAGUUAUUUCUCUUGAUCUUAAACAUCAGAAUUUGGCUGGAACUAUAUCACCCCAUGUUGGAAAUCUUUCAUUUCUUCGUUUGCUUGAUGUUGCUGAAAAUUCUUUUCAUGGCAUCAUUCCUCCAGAACUUGGUUCCUUGGCCAGGCUUCAAACUCUGAACUUGAGUUAUAAUAUUUUAGAAGGUGGGAUUCCUGUCAAUCUGUCUCUCUGUUCCAACUUAUACAACCUUGCACUAGAUCACAACCACCUUGAAGGUAAUAUUCCUCCUCUCCUUGGUUCUUUGUCAAAGCUGGGGACUCUUUAUCUCAGAAACAACAACCUCACAGGAAUGAUCCCAGAUUCCAUUGGGAAUCUCACAUCUCUGCGAGAGCUUUAUCUCUCGUAUAAUUAUUUAGAAGGACAGGUUCCGAUUUCAAUCUCUCAGUUGAGAAGCCUGAAAAUGCUAGCACUGUCUGUAAAUUUUCUUUCUGGUGAAUUCCCAAGUGCAGUUUACAAUUUAUCUUCACUAGUUUUAUUAUCCCUGUCUUUUAACAACUUUACGGGUACCCUCAGUAGCAGUAUAGGCCUGGACCUGCCAAAUCUCCAGCUUCUUUAUUUGGCAUUCAAUUAUUUUACCGGGCCACUACCAGAUUCAUUUACCAAUGCUUCAGGUAUCCAGCGGUUUGAUGUCCUUAACAACAAAUUCAGGGGACAGGUACCUCAAAAUUUUGGUAACUUGCGUAAUUUAUCAUGGUUUAACAUUGGUACAAACCAUCUUGGAGAAGGUAAAGACUCUGAUCUGACUUUCUUAAGCUCUUUGACUAACUGCAGCAUGUUAGAGUUUCUAGCUUUUGACGACAACCAAUUUGAGGGAACUUUUCCGAAUAUUGUCACAAAUAUGUCAAUUACACUUACCCGGCUAUUUGUUGGAACAAACAAUAUUCGGGGAAGCAUCCCUGAAGAGAUUACAAACCUGGACCACUUAAUUGUAUUGAGCAUAGUGAAUACUGGUUUAACAGGUCAUAUUCCAGCUUCAAUAGGAAAACUUUCCCGUUUGGGGGCCUUUUAUUUAAACUCAAAUCAGUUAACUGGAAAGAUUCCACAUUCCCUGGGUAAUAUCACCCAACUAUUAUAUCUUCGCAUGUCAAAUAAUAGUUUAGAAGGAAGCAUACCUUCAAGUUUAGGUAACUGCAGGUAUCUACAGUCCUUGGAUCUUUCUUUGAACAGACUAAAUGAUACAAUACCUAAAAACCUUCUAAGUGUUUCAUCAUUUUCAGUGAUUCUCAAUUUGUCUCAUAAUUCUUUCUCCGGGAUCCUGCCAGAGGAUAUUGGAAAUUUGACUAAUCUUGUUGCGCUUGAUGUGUCAAACAACAAAUUUUCUGGUAAUAUUCCUAGAAAGAUCGGUAACUGUUUGGCAUUGGAAGAACUCUACAUGGAGUCCAACUUCUUCCAGGGAAGCAUAGCACCAUUAGAUGAUUUAAAAAAUAUCCGUUAUAUAGAUGUUUCUCACAAUAAUUUGACUGGCCAAAUUCCUGAGACCAUGGGAAGACUUUCCAGAUUGUUAUACCUUAAUCUAUCAUUCAACAAUCUUGAGGGCUCAGUGCCUUCUGAAGGUGUCUUCAGAAACGCAAGUGAGGUUCACGUGUUGGGCAACUUGAAUCUUUGUGGAGGUAUUGAGGAGCUGCAUCUGCAGACAUGCUCUGUGCAGGCACACAGUAAGCAUAGGAAGCACACAUCCCUCAAGUUGAUAGCUGGAAUUGCUGGUGCUUUAUGCUUGGCUUUGUUGUUGCUGUACAUUAUACUUUGUCGAGGGAAAAAGUUGAAGAAAGCAGUUAGUCCUGCAUUUUCUGAUAGGGUAUCUUACCCAAAACUUUCGUAUCAAGACCUCUUUAAUGCUACUGGUGGAUUUUCUUCAGGUAAUGUUCUGGGUUCAGGUGGCUUUGGCACAGUUUACAAAGGAAUUCUUCCCCCAGAUUCACUUAUAGUGGCUGUGAAGGUACUUAAGCUUCAACAGCAAGGAGCUUCCAAAAGUUUUAUAGCUGAAUGCAAAGCCUUGAGGAAUAUCCGCCAUCGCAACCUUGUUAAGGUCCUUAAUGCUUGUUCAAGCAUUAAUUUCGAGGGCAAUGAUUUUAAAGCUAUAGUUUAUCAGUAUAUGUCAAAUGGUAGCUUGGAAGAUUAUCUGCACCCAGAACCUGGACUCUUGCAACAGAAAAACUUAAGUUUUCUCCAACGGAUUAAUAUUGUGACAGAUGUGGCAUCUGCGUUGUAUUAUCUUCACCACCAAUGUGAAACUCCUGUAGUUCAUUGUGAUUUAAAGCCGAGCAAUAUUCUUCUUGACACUGAUUUCACUGCGCAUGUGAGUGAUUUUGGCUUGGCAAGACUGAUUUUGAGCUCAAAUAAGGGUUAUUCCAACCAGUUCAGCUCGAUUGGGAUCAAGGGCACUAUUGGAUAUACUGCUCCAGAAUAUGGCAUGGGGAGUGAGGUCAGCACUCAAGGAGAUGUUUACAGCUUUGGAAUUCUCUUGCUAGAGUUGUUCACUGGAAGAAGACCGACUGAUGAAAUAUUCAGAGACGGCGUAAAUCUUCACAAUUUUGUCAGUAUGGCGUUGACAGAUGAAAUUAUGGUGGUUGUGGACCAAUCUGCCCUGUCUGGAGAGGAAUACAUCACUAUGGAAAAGAAUGAGAUUGGCAGCAAAUGGUCACAUGAGCACACAGAGCAGUUGAUUUCAAUCUUUCGAAUUGGGAUUUCAUGUUCGGAGAAAUCCCCUACACUGAGAAUGAACAUGAAAGAAGCUGCAGCACAUCUGAAAUCAAUAAAAGAAGAGAUUGUUAGUUCUCAGUCCAUUAAACAAUGAUAUCAAGUUAUCCAGGAAAAGGUGGGAUGAUCAAGUACAAUAUGAAGGUACUCAAGACAGGAUUUAUGUGAAUCUUACAACAUAAUUACAGUAAUGGUGUGCUUUUAAUUAAUUUACAUAUAUGUGCAACGUUUAGGUACUAUUUUCUUUAAUUGUACUAAUAUUAUGUGGUAAAUGUUGUGUAAGCUAUGUUACAUAAAUAAGUUAAGUUUUGUUUGUUUUCAAAUUACAGUGCAAGCUUUCUCUCGACUCUAAUUUAAAAGAACAUAAUAUCUUAGACACUUCUCUUA
Molecule: messenger RNA, 4899 nt
Organism: Daucus carota subsp. sativus
Lineage: Eukaryota; Viridiplantae; Streptophyta; Magnoliopsida; Apiales; Apiaceae
Product: putative receptor-like protein kinase At3g47110
Exons: 2
Coding region: 1502-4609 (1035 amino acids)
Biological process (GO): protein phosphorylation
Molecular function (GO): protein binding; protein kinase activity; ATP binding
Source: RefSeq, a predicted model, not a curated record